AUGUCAAACCGCCGGAUGCCAGCUGAUGUCGAUCAAACUCAUUCUGCAAUCCCUUCAUCCGCGAGCGAACAACUACAAGAUAACCAGCCCCGCACUCAAGCACAUUCCCUUUCUUCUUCUUCUGCUUCUUUCCACCAAUCCACUUCCGCACCAGCAACUGCUACAGGCGACCAGCAGUGGUUUCCACAAUCUCAGCAGAUGAUCGUCACCAGCUCUUCCUUCUAUGAUCCCACUCAAGCUUCGGCAUCUACACCCCAGUGGAGAAUACUUUCCCCGACAACACACAACAUACCAGCAGCCAUCAAGUUCAACAGCAGCAGUAUUCACAAGCACGCCCCGUCGUACCCGCUGCACGGCGCUCGACACGUGGUAGCGCCAGGUCUUCUGGGUACUAUAGGCAAGGGAGUGCACAAAGCCAGCAAUACUCGCAAGUCACUCCUUCCGUUCCUCUCAAUCCUCCUUCAGCCCAACCUCCUCCUCAGCCGUCUCAACAGCCAACAGGCUAAUCCCACGCUGCACAGUGCUGAACACCAGUACCCGGCUCAGCAGCCCCAGCCCCAUUUCUCUCCUCCGCCUCAGCCUACCCAGUCCCAAUUCCAGAUCCAACAAACCCAAUUUCCGCCUACCCCACAGUUUUCCCAGAGUCAGGCUCAGCCUAGGCCGCAUAGUCAGUCUCGCAACCCCAUCAUCCUCAUGUUCCAACGCAAUCGCAUGCACCCCCUCACGCUCAAACGCAAUCCCACGUACACCCUCAUGUCCCUACACACGCCCAAUCUCAACCUCAGGUCCACACCCCUCCGAAUCAGUCUCAACACUAUUCAGGACCGUUAG
Suillus discolor is the source of this 831-nucleotide messenger RNA. RefSeq lists its product as uncharacterized. NCBI's taxonomy places the organism in Eukaryota, Fungi, Basidiomycota, Agaricomycetes, Boletales, Suillaceae. The transcript is spliced from 6 exons. The coding region runs from base 1 to 831 and encodes 276 amino acids. The record is from RefSeq and is a predicted model, not a curated record.